AAGUGGCACGUCGGAAAAGAAUCCAAACGUGUCAUCUCCUUCCUCUCUCUCUCCCUAAACCCCUCGCAAAAUCUCCCUCUCGAUGCCGGAUCAAUGGCUAUUUUCAGAUCACUCAAAACGCUAAUUUCCCGCACCAGAAACAGAAAGCCCGGCGAUCCUUCCAGAACCUUCUUCACCACAACUUUCUCUUCCUCAUUCGUGCCGCCUCUCUACACCGACCCCUCCGUCUAUCGCCGCCGCCGCCAUUUCCUCGCCCGCCCUAACUUCUUCUCUCCCGCCGCCUUCACCGGCGCCACCACCAUCGUAGCCAACUCCUGCCCGCUCUUUCUCUCCUCUCCUCCCUGGAAGCUCUCCCAAUCCGCUACUCCUCUCCACCUCCAGCCCAACCUCGUCCUCCUUCGAGUCAGAGCUCUCAAUUUGAAGCUUCCGUACAAGCUAGGGCUUCAGGCGACCUCCUCUGCUCCGAGACUGCUCCUAAAUGGGCCCCAGGAGAAGCAAUUCGCUGAAUCUCACCUCGUUGCUGAAAUUAGAGAUAGCUUUGUCAAUUUGCCUAAUUUCAUUUCGUUCAGUCGAUUGCUUUCCGGCCCAUUACUCGCGUGGAUGAUCACACAAGAUAUGUAUCUUCCUGCAUUUAUUGGGCUAGCCAUAUCUGGUGCAAGUGAUUGGCUAGAUGGGUACGUGGCCAGGAAGAUGGGGAUAAAUUCUGUAGUUGGUUCCUACCUUGAUCCGCUUGCUGACAAGGUGCUAAUUGGAUGUGUUGCUCUAGCAAUGGUAGAGAGGGAUCUUUUGCACUCUGGACUCAUUGCACUUGUUGUACUACGCGAUGUUGCCCUCGUUGGUGGUGCGGUUUACCAAAGAGCUAGCAGUUUGGGAUGGAAGUGGACAAGUUGGAUAGACUUCUUCAACCUGGAUGGAAUGCGUCCCCAUAAAGUUGAGCCUCUCAUGAUUAGCAAGAUAAACACUGUUUUCCAAUUGGUCUUAGUUGCUGCAGCCCUACUUCAACCUGAAUUUGGUAACGAGGAAACGCUAUCAUAUAUCAAAUAUUUAAGUUGGUUAGUUAUGUUAACGACAGUAGCUUCAACUGCUGCAUAUGGAGCACAACACCUCAGGACUGGAUCUUUACCCAUAAAGAAGAGUUAAAGGCACGUUUUGAGUUUUGACUAACUUAAAGUUUUUGUUUCUCAUCUCUUUUCCCCUUUUCUAAAGGAAAUAAGCCAUGCCUGACUACUUUUUCAUGUUAAAUUUUACUGAAAACAUGUCAUCUGAGCUUUUGUUGUAUAUUUGCAGUUUUACAUGUAACUGUGUAAGAAAUGUUAUAGGAGAACUUGAAUUUAACGAAA
Molecule: messenger RNA, 1340 nt
Organism: Ipomoea nil (Japanese morning glory)
Lineage: Eukaryota; Viridiplantae; Streptophyta; Magnoliopsida; Solanales; Convolvulaceae
Product: cardiolipin synthase (CMP-forming), mitochondrial
Exons: 8
Coding region: 94-1140 (348 amino acids)
Biological process (GO): cardiolipin biosynthetic process
Cellular component (GO): membrane; mitochondrion
Molecular function (GO): cardiolipin synthase activity
Source: RefSeq, a predicted model, not a curated record